This is a messenger RNA of Delphinapterus leucas (beluga whale), 843 nucleotides long. RefSeq names its product mitochondrial pyruvate carrier 1 like (gene MPC1L). NCBI's taxonomy places the organism in Eukaryota, Metazoa, Chordata, Mammalia, Artiodactyla, Monodontidae. Gene Ontology annotation, cellular component: mitochondrial inner membrane. Gene Ontology annotation, biological process: pyruvate import into mitochondria. The record is from RefSeq and is a predicted model, not a curated record.
CCGCCCCCAAAGCUACGCAGGACAGCGGCACGUGCUGUCUAGCGCGCUUUACGGCCGCCGCACGAAGGCGGAGGUUCCGGGCCGACGCAGGGUAAUCAACGGUUCCGGGCUCGCGCUCCACCGCGUUGUCGGUAGGCUGUUCAUCCGUUGGCGCUCCCACGGCUCGGCGAUCAUGGCGGCGGUGGCGGCACUGUGGCGGAGGGCGGUGGAGAUCGUGAAGACCAAGGAGUUCCGGGAUUACGUGACCAGCACGCACUUCUGGGGUCCAGUGGCCAGCUGGGGCAUCCCGCUGGCUGCCAUCAAGGACAUGUGGGCGCCGCCGGACAUCAUCAGCGGCCGCAUGACGACGGCGUUCAUCUUAUACUCGAUGGUCUUCAUGCGCUUCGCCUACCUCGUACGGCCUCGCAGCUUGCUGCUGAUAGCGUGUCACAGCACCAACGUGGUGGCGCAUGUGCAGGGGGGCCGCUAUCUGAUGUACCACUACGGCGGCGCCACGGCGGCCACAGCCGUUGCUGCCUCUGUCGCCUCUCCCGGCUCUACCGCCGCUACCCCCGCUACCACCCCCGCAGCUGAAGACCCUGUGACUGACGGCGACUGCCUGGAGGUCACCGACUACGAUCCGCUGACCCCAGAACAUGAUUGAGAGGGCCCUAUCAAAUCUUUGCAGCUUGCAAGCACUGAACUGUUCUUCCUAAAGAAAAGAUCAAUACAAAGUUUGGUUUUGACUCUGAAACAGUGCGAAUCUGAUUGAAACCUGCAGUUCUGUUAAUAAAAAAUGGCAAAUAGCACAGAACUGAAGCUGUUGAGUGUUGUUUAUUUCGUGACAGGGAAAUAAAAUGGUUU